This is a messenger RNA of Rosa chinensis, 694 nucleotides long. RefSeq names its product receptor-like protein EIX2. Gene Ontology annotation, molecular function: protein binding. Bases 59 to 694 code for a protein of 211 amino acids. The record is from RefSeq and is a predicted model, not a curated record. NCBI's taxonomy places the organism in Eukaryota, Viridiplantae, Streptophyta, Magnoliopsida, Rosales, Rosaceae. The transcript has 2 exons.
GCAAUGAAUCAGAGGGACUGGUACCCAUUAUCUACUUCCUUACCCAGAACCAAACACAAUGGCUUGCCACAAAGUAGCAGCUGCUCCCUUUCAACUUCUUUCUCUUGUCAGUUUCCUUCUUUUCUUAAAUCCAUAUUCUUCUAUUUUCCUUGAAGCCACAACAAUAUUUGCCAACUCCAAUACUGUCAAUGAUGAGAGGUCCAAUGUGGCUUGCAUUGAGGAAGAGAGGAAGGCCCUCCUUGAAUUCAAGCAAGGACUUCAAGAUCCUUUGUUUGAGCUUCAUUCUUGGGUUGGCAAAGACUGCUGCAACUGGCAUGGCAUAGUCUGCAACAACCAAACAGGAAAGAUACCAGAGGGUAUCGGAAGCUUACAUGAGUUAGAAGCACUUGACCUCUCUAGUAACCAUCUUUGGGGUUUAAUUCCUUCAAGCAUGAACUCCAUGACUUCAUUAAACAAAUUGAAUUUGUCAUUCAGCAACUUCUCUGGGCCAAUCCCAUCAGCCAACCAAUUCCACACCUUCGAUCCAACCUCAUUUGAAGGAAACUCCGGACUUUGUGGACCUCCAUUGCCAACCCAAUGCAGCUCAGCAUCCCAUAAUGAUCCAGCUGCAAAGGUUGAGGAAGAUGAAGAAGAUAAGUAUGGAAAAUUAUGGUCCUAUGCAAGCACAGCGUUGGGGUUCAUUGUAGGAUUUUGA